This is a messenger RNA of Moesziomyces antarcticus, 1848 nucleotides long. RefSeq lists its product as uncharacterized. The record is from RefSeq and is a predicted model, not a curated record. The transcript is spliced from 3 exons. Lineage: Eukaryota; Fungi; Basidiomycota; Ustilaginomycetes; Ustilaginales; Ustilaginaceae. The coding region runs from base 1 to 1848 and encodes 615 amino acids.
AUGCAAGAUCGAGAUGCACAACGCGUCUCACCUUUUCACUUCCGAGGACUGCCGGCGUGCAAGUCGCUCAGAGUGACGGCCCGCGACAAUGGCGAUGUGUGGUCAAACCUUGACCUGCGAUUGCGAGCUCCGACGAGUCAGAACCCACCUGAAGAGGUUCGCGGUUCAUCUCGCCCCACGUGCGAGUGGCAUGCUGGCAUUCAUCAGGCGGGGCGGGCGCAGAGGGGGGCCGAGCGUGCAUUGUCUCGAAGGCUAUGCACGACGCCCCCGCAUGGGCUCGAGCUCGGGCGAUGGUAUGCAGUGGGCACGGAAGAUGCUGCCGCGCUCCUUAUCCCCAACGUCAGCUUGGGAGGCUGGUGUACAAAACCCAGGCCGCCUGAUCUCUGCGCAUCCAUUCUUACCACUUCCAUCUUCUGCUACGCUUUACCGUUCGUUAUGGCUGACAAGACGAAAAGUGCAGCGCUUGUCAUCGACACGCGUCGACCACGAGCACAGACACGGUUCGGUACACCGCCAGUUGCGGCGCAGUCGACUCCUGACACCUCGCGAUCUUCGACCACGCUAUGGUACAGCCAGGCUGAAACGCCUUUGACGCACGCCACUUCUCCACAUGCCCUUGGCGGUGUGACUUUGCUUUGCGGGGCUGCACCCGAGUCUGCGGAAAGCUGCGGGUCAGAAUGGCUGCUGGGAAAGAUCAACGAGUUUCUCGCAGAGUCUCCCGAGGCUGAAGAGACGAUUGCCGGCCCGUGGUUGGGCGAUUCGCAAGUCUCGCCCUUGCGCAUGAGGAUGCCGAGGUCACCUCUACGGAUCGAGGCUGGCCUUACUUCGGCGCUGUUUUAUCGGGGGUUCUCCAAGUCGAAUGCGGGACAUCUGGACGCUGCACCGUUUCCAUACAGCCCGACGGUUGAGGUGGCGACGGUGUCAACUGGCGUAAGAGUCUCGAUGGAGUACGGAUCAUUGCGGUGUAUCUCGAGAGAUGAUAUGCUGGGACUGCGCAAGGAAGAAAACGAGUCAAGAAGGUAUUCGAGGCUCUCGCUUGGUUCGGUGUACGUCGAUCGUUCAGACGAGGCCGAGGAUGGAGGAAUCACAGCAAGUACAGUCGAGACUCCGCCGGUACAGAUGUCACCGGUAAGCCUGUCUUCCGGCUCGUUGUCCUCUGAAGACAGUUCCGUCUCCAGCCAUUUGGCUGCCGAGUCGUGUCGACCUAGUUUGUCUCCAACGAUCACCAUCAUUCGGGACGCGACGGUGACGCGAACCAAUCGAGCUUGCACAGCGGACAAGCCCACACUGUUUGCUCCGGCUGCACGCGGGUUGUCGCGUUCGGCAUCGGUAGGAUUCCUAUCCGCCCUGGGUAGGGCGCGCAAAGUGUCGGUCUCUGCCUCCAACACGCGGCCGAAGCUGGUUCGUGUCGCCACCACCGACGCACUGCGCCAUCCGAGCACCGACUCUGACGCGCGUGCAGAAGAAAUCAACAUUGCACAGGUAAAGCAGGCGUUGCCGACAAGCACCCAGAUCGUGGCGGGCCGCAAGAUGCACAAGCUCAAACAGCUGCUCGGCGCCGAAGUGGAAGAGGCACUCUCGUCCGACUCCCACAGCAUCGACACGACAAAGCCACUCCCGAAACUUCCACGGACACGACUGCAGCGCAGCGGGACGGCAGUCACGUUGCCAGCGCUGCACAGAGACGGAUCGGUGCGCGGCUGGUCGGCGAGCCGCACAUGCAAGGCGACUGUGACGGGUCGUCCAUCCAGUGCGCGCGAUUCACGCUGCACAUGCCCCGCGUGCAAAAUAGGAGGCUCUCCCCACGCAAAGAUGACCGUGCUCCUAGGCGGAAAUGGCUCGACGUAG